CUUUCUCACCGCCUGGCUGCUUCAUAACAACACAACCGCUCCAACGCUACUCCAGCACUCUUUUUUUUCUUCGUCCCUCUCUGCGUCUGAAGCCAAACCGCUCAACUUAAACUGACUCGCACCACCGUUAUAUGGAAAAUACGGGUCUGCCCGGCGCAUUUAUUCUCUCCUACCCGAGAGGAAAAAGCGCACGGAGGAAAACGUUUGAGGAGCAAAAGAAAGCAGCCGUGAUUCUUGGACGAAGAGAGCAUCAUGAGAAUACUACAACUACCAACAAGGGAGGACCUGGCAUGGACCGCUGUGUCUAAAUGAAGUGGUUCAGCCAUGCAAUGUUCCUGGAAGGCAGUGAUUCUGCUGGCCUUGGCCUCCAUUGCCAUCCAGUACACAGCCAUCCGGACACUGACCUCCAAGCCUUUCCAGCUGUGCCCGCUGCCCAGCCCCCAGAACUGUGGUCUGGGGGGCCAGGAGACAGAACCUCCCUUUGAGCGUGGAGCAGCAGGCGGUGGAGGCUGCGAUGACUACCCUUACUUUUCCAUCAACGCCACGCGAAAAACGCACAUCCUGGUCCUGGCUACCACUCGCAGCGGCUCCUCCUUCGUCGGCCAGCUGCUCAACCAGCACCAGGAGGUGUUCUACCUGUUUGAGCCUCUCUAUCAUGUUCAGACUACACUGAUUCCACGUUUAUCACACAGCCGGAACGCUGCAGACCGGCGUGUGAUGCUGGGCGCCAGUCGAGACCUCCUGCGUAGCCUCUACGGUUGCGACCUCUAUUUCCUGGAGAGCUACAUCAAACCGACGCCCACGAACCAUACGACAGAUAAACUGUUCCGCCGUGGCGCCAGUCGAGCCUUGUGCCAGCAGCCUGUAUGUGAUGCCUUUGGUCCUGCUGAUGUUAAUGUUGAAGAAGGGGACUGCGUUAAGAAAUGUACCGCUCUAAACAUGACCUUAGCUACGGAGGCAUGCCGCGAGAAGCGACACGUGGCAAUUAAGAUUGUUCGGGUGCCGGAGAUUGGAGAUCUACGCGCUUUGGUGGAAGACCCACGGCUGAAUAUCAAAGUGAUUCAACUCGUCAGAGACCCGCGUGGUAUCCUGUCAUCACGGAUUGAGACAUUCAGGGAUACGUAUCGUCUGUGGCGUAUUUGGAGGGCCACGGGGCGACGGCCCUAUAAUCUAGACUUGAGUCAGCUUACAGUUGUCUGUGAGGACUUUCUCAGUUCAGUUUCGACUGGUCUCGGCCACCCCUAUUGGCUCAAAGGGAAAUACAUGUUGGUUCGUUACGAGGAUUUGGCAAGAAGUCCACUUCUCAAGACGAAGGAGAUCUAUGACUUUCUGGGGCUGCCUUUGGAUAAAAACGUGGAAGACUGGAUACAUGCAAACACUCGGGGCAGCAAUGAGCCCUCAGCGAAACAUAAGUUUGGUACUGUGAGGGACUCAGCAGCUAACGCAGAGAGCUGGCGUUUGAAACUGUCUUAUGAUAUGGUCGAAUACACACAGACCGUUUGUCAAAAAGUACUCCACCAGCUUGGAUACAAGGCUGUGAAAUCAGUAGAGGAACUGAAAAAUAUGUCCCUCUCACUGGUACAGGAAAAAACUUUUGUACCUUUUUUGUAACAAAGAUAGUUCUAAUGACUAUUUUUGAUAUAUUUAUAAUUGUUGCCUUAUAAUUUCCUUAGUUUGUUGGUUUUGUUUCUGUACUUUUGUUUCUUCAAAUUUGCACUAAACUUUAAAGAUUUUGAAUGCACCGAGGGAACUUCUGGAUGAUUCCCCCAAUGUUACAGAACAGCACACUUUAAACACAAAGUAAUCAAACAAGCUAGUUUACAAAUGUCUCAUUAUUUACUUAUUAUUACUUUAUUAAUUUCCUGAAUGCAAGCUGUUGUUCAUACAAAAAGUUAAAUGUUGCCCUUCAUAAACAUGGGGUCAGAGUUGGGAGGGGUUUUGGUAAAUCAGACAUGUUUUUAUUCAGAUCUGUGAUGGCAAAUUUGGACUGUACAAGCCCUACUGUGCAAUAAAUAGUGAAUGUCGCAGUCAACCUUUACCACCAUGGCACUUCUAUCCAUGUGGGAAGAGGAGAGAGACUCCUGACAGAUGUCUCGCUUGCAAUGGAUAAUUGCAGACAAUUAAUAGGCUCUCAAGUUAAAGGGACAGAAUCCCACUGGAGGUCACAAGUGUUUCACCAGAGGAUUUACAACCAUCUGCGACAAACAAAAACACACUAAUGAGAGAUAAUGUCGAAAUCUUCAUUAUCAAGGUAUUUAGAGAAUACAUCACACUUUUCAAAGAUGAUUACAGCAUUAAAGACAUGGUCGUUGACAUAAAAUAGGCCCUAAUCCAAGUAGACACUGAAGCCUUCUGAUGAUGAACUGCAUUUUUAUUUAUUACUUUAUUUAUUUAAUUUGUAGAGAUCAUUUAUUCUAAGUCAUUUACAGUGUAAUUUUUUUUUGUCUUCAAUUAAAACUGUUUAUGCUCCUGU
Molecule: messenger RNA, 2473 nt
Organism: Centropristis striata (black sea bass)
Lineage: Eukaryota; Metazoa; Chordata; Actinopteri; Perciformes; Serranidae
Gene: chst1
Product: carbohydrate (keratan sulfate Gal-6) sulfotransferase 1
Exons: 2
Coding region: 325-1611 (428 amino acids)
Biological process (GO): keratan sulfate proteoglycan metabolic process; carbohydrate metabolic process; N-acetylglucosamine metabolic process
Cellular component (GO): Golgi membrane
Molecular function (GO): N-acetylglucosamine 6-O-sulfotransferase activity; keratan sulfotransferase activity
Source: RefSeq, a predicted model, not a curated record